UCUUAUUAUCUGUGAAAAAUGUUAACAUUGAAGUUGUGUAGAUAAUUAAGGAAUUAGUCAAGAAAGAGUAAUAGUCAUUACAAUGGCCUUAUCAAAUUUUUCAUUACCAUUUGGCGCAUUGGCGCAAUCUGUGCAAUCGUGGGGUGCAACGGUCUCACCUCUACACAAUGUACAUCAGUUAGCUACGAAUACGAAUAAUUUACUUUAUUCACCUGCUGAUCAUCAACAACAAGAAGAUGGCAUACCACCACCUCCUGAGUCAGACUACUAUAAGAAUAAUCCAUAUGCGCCACCUCAAUUACAUCAACCUCAACAGCAGCCACCACAGCAGCCGUCAUCAUAUUCCUAUAAUAUCAAUAGCAACACCAAUAGUGGUAGUAGACGUAAAAGUAGUAAUACUUAUUUACCACCCAUACCCCCACCAGGUGCACGAAAUACACAAUUCCAUCACCAACAACUGCAACAGCAACAGCAACAGCAGCAAGAACAAUAUAGUCACUUAAAUGCUCAGCAACAGCAGCAACAACAACAACAGCAAGGUAGUAAUAAUAUUGCAUAUAAAGCAACUACAACAACCACAUCAGCUGCUGGAACUGUGACAGCUACGGCGACAUCUACAAGAACGUAUGGAGAAAGUUCUUAUAGUCGUUUUCCGACAGCAGCACAGAAUCAACAACAGCAACAACAACAACCAAAACAACAACAAUAUUUCAAUGCGUUUAGUGCCACACAAACACGAGUCUCAAAUACAGCUUCAUCAUCAUUUCAUCUACAGCAGCAGCAACAGCAGCAACAACAACAGCAGCAGCAGCAACAACAACAGGACCAACAACAACAAUUACAAAAGCAAACCGUCUCACAAGCCAAGUCACAAUUUCAACAAAAUUUUGGUAAUAAAAUUGAAACACCUGCUGCAAUUUAUGGAGCUGCUGGUGGUGGUGGUGGUGGAGGUGGUGGUGUCGGUGUUGGUGUUGGUGAUACUACGGCAAAUGAUGCCUACCCUGACCGUCCUCCAGGGUUUACGCGAGUACAAGCAGGACAAGGUACGCGUACACAAGUUCAUGCCGUACUGGAUUAUGACGCUGAGGAAGGUGAGGAUGACUACUACGAUGAAAAUGAUCACGGAGAGUUGGUUAAUAAAGAUGGCAGCAAAAAAUCUUCAAUGCCCACAGUAACACCAAUACAGGGUCCGAUAUUUUUAAAAAAUGGCAGUGUACCAGUAGUACCACUAUUCUCUUAUCCCACCAUGAACAAUGGAUCAUUUGUGCAAAUUCCGAUUUGGUGGACAGCGCUCUCUGUAGCUUUAGGUCUCGAUGUACGCGGUGACAUAAUAAAGGGCGUGCCAUGCAUAAAACGGUUCCAUCAGUUAUUCUGCCCAACGGCGGGCAACAGUUACCCUAUUGAAAAAAUCGAACGUUUCAUUGAUGACAAUAAAGCGCUAAUGCGGCGUAUGUAUGGCGACUUCGAAAUGGUACUUGAUAAUAAAGGGCCUCGACAGCAAACUAAAAAACGUAAAAGACGUUUUAUAGAUGAACCUGAUAUAUUUAUACCACCAGGAGCUUUUCCAGCAGUUAUACCAGAUGAUGAGACUCAUCCACAUGCCGAGGAAGCGGGUGAAAGUUAUUUUGGCAAAUUGCGAAAUAAACGACAGAGUUCCAAUCAAAAUCGGAACUCAAAUAAAAAUUCACAAAAUUUUGCACAAAAUGGACCUGGUAAUCCUGGUAGCACUGGUUCUUCAACUGGCAGACUUGAUGCUUGUGAAUCGAAAAUUGAAAUAGUGACACCAUAUUGGGCCUCGAACUCUGCGGGUAAAAUACGCGCAAUCGUGAAUACUCAGCACUUUGAACAAGCCAUCCAUCAAGAAAUAUGCUCAAAACCUCAAACUCCACGUUGUGAAAAUGAUUGCGGCUGUGAACAGAAAUACAAGUGGCAUCGUCUCUUGGCCUAUGAUCCUGACAACGAUUGUAAAGGCAUAUUUAUGGAUUGGUUUUUGUUCCCAUCUUGCUGCGUUUGUAGAUGCAAUCCUUAAAAUACGCCUAUAAAUGCGUUUGCAAGGAGGAAGUAACAGAAAUGAUAUGAAACCAACUUCAUUGCACCGAAAGUUGAUUUCGGUAACAAUUUAUAGACUUUAGUUUUAUCGAAAAGUUUGUUAAGUAUAAAUUGUUUACUAUAGAACAUAAUUCCAUGAUUCCUAGUAUAUUCUACCAAUAACGCCCUGUUCAAUAUACUUAAGUUAUGACUUAUUUUAAGAGAGUUAACAUCUGCCACAGACACUUCUCUAAGUGCCUCUGGGCAAAGGACAAUGAUUUAACUUUUAUGAACUAUUUUAGUUGUAGUUAUAAAAAAAAAUUAAAUUUAAUAAUAAAUAAAUAAAAUUCAUA
Molecule: messenger RNA, 2381 nt
Organism: Teleopsis dalmanni
Lineage: Eukaryota; Metazoa; Arthropoda; Insecta; Diptera; Diopsidae
Gene: spz3
Product: protein spaetzle 3
Exons: 6
Coding region: 83-2029 (648 amino acids)
Biological process (GO): innate immune response; regulation of Toll signaling pathway; central nervous system formation
Cellular component (GO): extracellular region
Molecular function (GO): Toll binding; growth factor activity
Source: RefSeq, a predicted model, not a curated record